Molecule: messenger RNA, 810 nt
Organism: Phytophthora sojae
Lineage: Eukaryota; Oomycota; Peronosporomycetes; Peronosporales; Peronosporaceae
Exons: 2
Coding region: 1-810 (269 amino acids)
Biological process (GO): tRNA splicing, via endonucleolytic cleavage and ligation; tRNA-type intron splice site recognition and cleavage
Cellular component (GO): tRNA-intron endonuclease complex
Molecular function (GO): tRNA-intron lyase activity; nucleic acid binding
Source: RefSeq, a predicted model, not a curated record
AUGGUGGCGUGGCUGGUGCAGCCCCGAAGGAAUGAGGUGGAGGUGACGUUCGAUGUGGGGGACGACCCGGCGUGGAGGGACUUCCAGGCCAAGGCGUACGGUGUUGCGGCGUUAAGGAAGUCGGUGGUGGGCGGAAUUGGGUCGGAAGAAGAGAGGUUGGUGCAGUCGGGUGGGGGUUCUACUUCUGCAUUGGAGACCAAGAGGAGGAGAUAUCUGUCGCUGGUAGAAGCGUACUACGCCGCGGCAAUUGACGGAGUGUUGCCGAUGGAUGAACCGUUGAGAGACUUGUGGGGGCGAUUCGAGAGUUGCAGUGCGACGUUCACGAGGCAUUUCGUGGUGUAUCAACACUUUCGACGACAAGGAUGGACACCCAAGCCCGGACUCAAUUACGGGGCGCCGUUCGUGCUCUAUCGUGGCUCGGCUGCGGAAUUCCACUCGGAGUACGUCGUGUACGUGCAAGACAGCGACGAAGCCUCGUCGUGGAACACCAUCCAGUCGCUCACGAGGAUCGCAGCGGACGUCAAGAAGACCGUGCUGCUGUGUACUGUGACUAUCGAGCAAGCUACAUCGACCAUAGCAGCCGACCAGCCGGUUACUGACCUUACCUUCGGCUCCUACAGCUUCCACGACGUCCAGUACACGGUGGAAGCCGUGGCGAUCCGCUUUUGGGACGCGGCAGUCGCCGACAGCCCGGAGUCUUACGCCUUCCAGCCCCAACCAGUACUACCGAAGAGAGCCAAGGCAGCCAGGAAGAAGAACAGGACCAAACGACCUAAACGCCAGCUUGAAGGCACCGGAAAUUCCACGUAA